Molecule: messenger RNA, 1044 nt
Organism: Leptosia nina
Lineage: Eukaryota; Metazoa; Arthropoda; Insecta; Lepidoptera; Pieridae
Source: the annotation of a GenBank genome assembly
AUGGCCGAGGCGUCCGAAAGUUCCGCGGACCCCACUUCGAUCGCGAAUUCGGUCGUGAGCGACAUAAAAGAUGACGAGGGCCCUUCUCCGAAAAAGCGUAAGACCGCUUUCGACGAAGAGCCGUCCGAGAAGUUAGAGCAUAGGCUGGGAGGCAUUUUGUGUUGCGCAGUUUGCCUGGAUCUGCCUCCGGCCGCCGUUUACCAGUGUAGCAACGGGCACCUCAUGUGCGCCCCUUGCUUCACACACCUCCUCGCUGACGCGCGGCUCCGCGACGAGUCAGCCUCCUGCCCCAACUGCCGCGUCGAGAUCUCCAAGACGUCAGCCUCUAGAAACCUCGCCGUCGAGAAGACUGUCUCCGAGCUGCCCUCAGAAUGCAAGCAUUGCACCCGAGUCUUCCCGAGGCAUUCUCUCCAGCAUCACGAAGAGAGGACUUGUGAAGAUAGGUUGACGGGGUGCAAGUACGCCUGUAUCGGCUGCGGCUGGCGCGGGCCGGCCCACGAGGCGCCGUCGCACGAGGUGGCGUGCACGCAUCCCAACAAGUCGGCAGCGGACGUGGUGGGCGUGCUCGGAGACCGGGAGAGGCUCGCCGACGACCAGACGCGCGUCUACACGCAGAUAUUCGAAUUGCUCUCCUAUGAGAAAAUCACUUUCAAUGACCUGCAGCUGAAGCCGUACCGCACCGAGGAGUUCGUGCACAAGCUGUACUACGAGACGCUGCGGUUCCCGUCGUUCGGGCACCAGUGGGUGGUGAAGGCCUUCAUAAACAACAACCAGCCGCACCCGACGCACACGGCCCGUCGCGAGAUCACCUAUCAGCUGAUUCUAAAGAGCAAACCGCAGUGCGAGCUGGCCGUGCAGUGGGUGUGGGCACGCGGGCCCUUCGGCGAGGCGAGGCUGGCGCCGCACGUCGGCUCGCACACCUUCCGCGACGACGACGAGCCCGCGCCUCGCCCUCUGCCGCUCGCCGACCCAGACGACGCCAACCGACUGCUGUCCAAUAAGGCCAUCCACUUCAGACUCAUCAUGUUUUUGACGAACAAGUAA